This is a messenger RNA of Geosmithia morbida, 1200 nucleotides long. RefSeq names its product Cyclin, C-terminal domain. Gene Ontology annotation, biological process: regulation of cyclin-dependent protein serine/threonine kinase activity; mitotic cell cycle phase transition. Gene Ontology annotation, molecular function: cyclin-dependent protein serine/threonine kinase regulator activity. The record is from RefSeq and is a predicted model, not a curated record. The transcript has a single exon. Lineage: Eukaryota; Fungi; Ascomycota; Sordariomycetes; Hypocreales; Bionectriaceae. The coding region runs from base 1 to 1200 and encodes 399 amino acids. Gene Ontology annotation, cellular component: nucleus; cytoplasm; cyclin-dependent protein kinase holoenzyme complex.
AUGGCUCAACACCAGAUGGACCCCACCUUCUUCGUGGAGUCGGACGACGACUUCAACGCCUCCACCAUCACACCCCGCCAGGCUGCCAAGAUGAUUGCCCGUCGGAAGCAGGAUCUCAUCGGAAAUGAGCUCUCUCGCCUCGCCGCCGACGAGUACCUCGAGGACGUUAUGCAGCACAUGGCGCAUAUGGAGGAGGAGACGGUCCCCGACGUCAACCUCAUCGACAUGCAGCGCGAGAUACAGUGGUUCAUGAGGCCUUACCUCAUCGACUUCCUCGUUGAGGCCCACGCUGCCUUCGCCCUUCUGCCCGAGACGCUGUACCUGACCAUCAACCUCCUCGACCGCUACUGCGCCAAGCGUAUAGUGUAUAAGCAGCACUACCAGCUCGUCGGAUGCGCCGCUCUCCUCAUCGCCGCCAAGUACGGCGACAAGAAGGACCGCGUCCCCCAGAUCCACGAGCUCAACAACAUGUGCUGCGGCCUCUACGACAGCGGAAUGUUCACCCAGAUGGAGAUGCACGUCCUCAACACGCUCGACUGGUCCAUCGGCCACCCCACCGUCGAUUUCUUCGCUCAGCUCAUGGUUGCCGAGGAGCAGGACGACCAGGACGUCGACCACAUGGCCGCCUACAUGAGCGAGAUUGCCAUGUACCACCGCGAUUUCGUCUCCACCAAACCCUCGACCAUGGCCCGCGCCUCACUGGUCCUCGCCCGUGCCGUCCUCGGCCGCCCCGAGGUCAACGACGGCGCCUGGGACCAGACGGAGAACGUGACCCUCCUGACCCUCUCGCAGCACCUCCACCGCCCCUCGCCCACGCUCGCCCGUAAGUACUCGAGCCAGCACCUGUCCAAGGUGUCUCAGAAGCUCGCCGACUUCAUGGCCCAGCAGGCCGCCCUGGCCCGCCGCAACGCCGAGCCCCCCACGCCCCCGACCGAGUCGGUCAAGCACAGCAACGACGUCCUGAGCACCCCGCAAAAGGGCAACGGUGCCCCGGCCGGCUUCGAUGGAUACCUGACGCCACCCAUCACCCCCGACGGCCACCACUUUGCCAAUGCGGCAGCGGCAGCAACCAACCAGUACUCGGUACAGCCUCCCAGAUGCCCAGUGACCCCCUCACACGGGCGACAAGAACAGCAGCCUCAGCAGUACCCAUCGACGACACACGGAGCCUACGCGAACCAGCACUACAUCAACCCUUAG